This is a messenger RNA of Fraxinus pennsylvanica, 837 nucleotides long. The record is from the annotation of a GenBank genome assembly. Lineage: Eukaryota; Viridiplantae; Streptophyta; Magnoliopsida; Lamiales; Oleaceae.
AUGAUCUAUUUGAGAUUGCCAAGGAUGGAGUUCUUAUCUGGUGAUUAUCUGUUGUUGCUAGGAGUACGUAAGCUUAUUAAUGUUGCCGUACCGGGAACAAUUGAUGAAAGAGCUAUCAACACAAAGAGGGAGCUCAAUCCAUGGGAGAGGAAUGAGAAUCAUACAUUAUGCCUGAACUCUGCCAAGGCAAUUGGGUGUACUGUUGUCAAUAUAGGGACACAAGACUUUAUUGAAGGAAGGAGACAUCUUGUUCUCGGAUUGAUAUCUCAAAUUAUUAAGAUACAACUGUUGGCUGACCUGAACUUAAAGAAAACGCCGCAGUUGGUGGAGCUGGUUGACGACAGUAAGGACGUGGAGGAGCUCAUGAGCCUAGCACCAGAGAAGAUCUUACUUAGGUGGAUGAACUUUCAGUUGAAAAAGGCAGGAUACACGAAAACAGUCUCAAACUUCUCGUCAGAUGUAAAGGAUGCAGAGGCUUAUGCUCAUCUCUUGAAUGUUCUAGCGCCAGAACAUAGUAAUCCAUCCACACUGAAAGUAAAAGAUCCUUUAGAAAAAGCAAAGUUAGUUCUCGAGCAUGCUGAUAGGAUGGGUUGCAAGAGAUACCUAACAACAAAAGAUAUUGUAGAAGGCUCUCCAAAUCUUAAUCUUGCGUUUGUGGCACAUAUCUUCCAGCACAGGAAUGGACUCUCAACCCAGACUAAACAAAUAUCUUUUCUCGAAACUUUGCCAGAUGACACCCAAAUCUCCAGAGAAGAGAGAUCUUUUCGCUUUUGGAUAAAUAAUCUUGGAAACUCCACAUACAUCAACAAUAUUUUUGAAGAUGUCAGAAAUGGGUAA